AUGUCUGGCCUGGUCUUGAGCUGGGGGGUUUACGACUCAUGCCCGGAUGACAACUACUUAUUGAAACACUGCACCAUUCAUCAGACGCCAGCUCAGAGAGGAGUCGAGUGGAAACAGGAGCCCCACGCGGACGCACAAAGACGCGUCUGUGCCUCUGUGCGCACUGGCGAUGUUGGGAAGACGCUCCCGGGCCAGGUGAGGUGCAGCGAUGUUCCAGCAUAG
Knipowitschia caucasica is the source of this 222-nucleotide messenger RNA. NCBI's taxonomy places the organism in Eukaryota, Metazoa, Chordata, Actinopteri, Gobiiformes, Gobiidae. The record is from the annotation of a GenBank genome assembly.